AGGAUACCGCACUAUAGGUGUUAUAACCAAAUUAGAUAUAAUGGACGAAGGUACGGAUGCUAAGUACAUUCUAGAAAAUAAACUAUUGCCCUUAAGAAGAGGUUAUGUAGGUGUUAUAAACCGUUCACAAAGAGAUAUCGAUGGGCAAAAGGAUAUCAAAUUAGCGCUGGAAGCCGAGAGGAAAUAUUUCUUGGGGCAUCCGUCCUAUACGCACAUAGCUGAUAAAUUGGGUACUCCAUACCUACAAAAAGUGUUGAACGAGCAACUAACCAAUCACAUACGAAAUACUCUUCCUUCAUUACGAGAUAAUUUACAGAAACAGGUUAUUAUUCUGGAAAAGGAGCUUGGCGAUUUCAAGAACUUCUCUCCUGAUGAUCCCAGUAUGAAAUCAAAGGCAAUGCUACAGAUGAUCCAGCAGUUCGCUCUGAGUUUCGAAAAAGUCCUCGAAGGCUCCAGAUCGGAUGACGUCAACACUACUGAGCUGUCGGUGGUGCUAGAAUAAACUGUGUUUUUCACGAAAGAUUCCCGUUUGAAGUUGUGAAAAUGGAGUUCGACGAAAGCGAGCUGAGAAAGGAAAUAGCAAUUGCCAUUGCGAAUAUUCAUGGAAUUAGGAUAGGGCUUUUUACACCCGAUUUAGCAUUUGAUGCCAUAGUAAAAAAGCAGAUCUCUAGAUUGAAAGAUCCUUGCUUGAAGUGUGUAGAUCUAGUCUCAACGGAAUUGUUGAAUGUUGUGCACAACUGCUCGGCACAGAUGUCGAGGUUUCCGAGAUUAAGAGAAAUCGUUGAGAGAGUAAUAACGAAUCACGUGAGAAAAAGAGAACAAGAAUGUAGGGAUCAAUUGGCAGUGUACAUUAAUUGCCAACUUUCUUAUAUGAAUACAAAUCAUGAAGACUUUAUAGGAUUUGCCAAUGCUGAAUCACAAGCCAGAAAGACAAUACCGACCCACAACAAUCAUUUAGGCAACCAAGUAAUUCGAAAGGGGUACAUGACGCUGCACAAUCUCAGUAUAAUAAAGGGUAGGAGCUUCUGGUACGUGUUGUCCUCGGAUAGCUUAGCUUGGUACCGAGACGAGACUGAAAAGGAGAUCCAGUACAUCCUACCCCUCAAUAAAUUGAAGUUGAGGGAUGUCGAGACUGGGUUUAUAAAUAGGAAACCGACUUUUGCGUUGUUCUAUCCCCAUGGUUCUAAUGUUUAUAAGGAUUAUAAACAGCUGGAACUGAGCUGUAACUCUGUAGACGACAUGGAUUCUUGGAAGGCUUCUUUUUUGAGAGCAGGUGUCUAUCCUCAAAAACUUCUGAAUAACAACGAAGAAUCUGAUGAUGACAGUAUCGUUAUUGAGGAAGACGUAGACCCUCAGCUUAAACGACAAGUUGAGGUGAUAAGGAAUCUAGUAGAGAGCUACAUGUCGAUUGUAACCAAGGCCACCAAAGACUUAGUACCAAAGAUUAUUACCCAUAUGAUCAUUAAGAAUACUAAAAAAUAUGUUUUUGAAGAACUUCUAGUCAGUGUGUAUGCCCAAGAUGACCAAGUUGAAUUGUUAGAAGAAUCUCCAGACGAAGUAAGGAAGCGAGAAGAGAAAAUGGCGAUGUUUCAAGCUUGCAAAAUGGCUUUGGAUAUCAUAGGAGACUGUUCAAUGAAAUUUUCGGGUAGCGCGACCAGUACAGAAGAAGAAGCGGUUCUUUACAAACCAACAGUGCCUACCAGACCUACCGCUGCCACCAAAAAAAGUUACAGACUGUCUACACCCCCACCAGUGUUCUCCAGGCCCGCCCCACCGCCUCCUCCAGGAAAAAUGAGAAAAUUUAAGAGAAUCGUAAGCAGUAUUAUGUUUUUGAAUUCCAAUAAAAACGAUUGCUAAAAUAUUUCCUAAUGAGAUGUUACCAUAGUUUUGUAUCAUAUUUAAAAUGUAGAAGUCAAUAUUUUUAUAAUAUUUAUGUAAUAUUUUUUGUAUAUUUAUCGAUAUUAUUAAUAAAUUUGUAUACUUUG
Messenger RNA from Diabrotica balteata, 1985 nucleotides. Lineage: Eukaryota; Metazoa; Arthropoda; Insecta; Coleoptera; Chrysomelidae. The record is from the annotation of a GenBank genome assembly.